Talaromyces stipitatus ATCC 10500 is the source of this 1445-nucleotide messenger RNA. Its product is annotated as LEA domain protein. NCBI's taxonomy places the organism in Eukaryota, Fungi, Ascomycota, Eurotiomycetes, Eurotiales, Trichocomaceae. The transcript is spliced from 2 exons. The record is from RefSeq and is a predicted model, not a curated record. Bases 194 to 532 code for a protein of 112 amino acids.
ACGUAGCUGCAAGAGGCGACGAGUAUAUAAUCUCCAGAAGCUAUCCCUACGUCUUCCUCUUACCCUAUCUAAAGCCAAAAAUACUCUACCAGAUAAACACACGUUUCACCAUAAUACCACCCGUAUGUUGAUUGAUACUCUAUUCCACUGGGAAGGGUUGAACUGACGGACAUAGCUUCCAAACGCACACAUCAUGUCUUUCCUUACUCGCGUCGCCCCAACCAGGUUUGCCGUGACCAGCACUUCUUUCCAAGCUUACCGAUCAUUCUCUACAACAUUAGCCACCCAGCGAGGCCCCGUCGAAGCCACCAAGGACGUACUCAAGAAGGCCGAUCGGACUGUGUCUGAUGCUGCUGUCAAGGGUAUUGAGACUGGAGAAACCUUAACACACAAAGCUCAGGAGACCUUGGGUGUCAAGAGCAAAGAAGCAGAAGGAAAGGCCAAGGAGGUCGCUGGUGAAGCCAAGGGAAAGGCUCAUGAGUUGGAGGGCAAGGCCAAGGGUAAAGCCGAGGAGCUUCGCAGUGGACAAUAAGUGAUCUUCGAAGUUUUCGUCCUGAGUGGCUCGAUCUGAUUCCUGAUUCCUGUAUUAUCGGUUUCUAAACCAUGAUUAAUUGCAUUGAUAGCGGUUUAUUGUUGGUUAUCAUCUUUCCAGUUGCAAUUGUAGUUGUACCGACCAUCUGUCAAGACUGCGACAGCAUUAGGACGUAUUCCCUAGUGCUGUGACCAAACUUCAAAACGUCCUUGUCACGUAGCUCAAUAUAUCGACCACCAGGCACAACAUCCCCAUUGACCAUAGACCCGUUAGAGCUCUCCAAAUCAAUCAAAUACGGUCGAACACGACCCAUCUUGUCUCCAAAUUCAUUCUUCUUUUCCACAUAGCGGAAUUGAAUAGCUGCAUGCUGCUUAGAACAACUCGGAUGCUCAAUGGGAAAAUCCACAACAAGCUUUUCCCUCCCUAUCAGCCAGCAGCUACGUUCGCCUAGUUGUACCAUUUCCAACAAAUCUUCAUCUUUGAAGACAUAAAGUCGCCAGUCAUCCUUUGCUGGCGGCUUGCGUGCUUCAGGAGGCUCGUGGUACUUGAGAACUACCGUGCUGCCGUUAACAGCGAUUGUAUUGCUUUCCGCCGCGAGUCUCCCGGUAUUUGCAAAAUUGGGCUUCUCUUUCACUGGUGCUGGCGAGCCCGUCUUGGUGACCUCUGUUGACUCGAAAGCGUCGUUUUGAGAUGGUAACGGACCUCGAGAUCGGACUGGCGCUGCUGGAGAGCGACUACGAUCGCGUCUAUCUCCAGACCUUCGACGUCCCCUAGUUUCCUUUGAACGUGAUCUGUGGCGUUUGUCGCGUCGUGUUGAACGCUCAUCAAGCUCAGAUGAAUCAUGUCGGCGUCUUCGAGUUUCGUGAUCCCUCUUCUCCCGACUUCGUGGUCUGUCGCUGUCCUUUCCGAAGCU